AGACGCAUUCUGUGAGUGCAAAGUUCACGCCGAUAGUAAAGAUGGCGGUCUCCAUUGGCGCGGCGGCCUGUAGGGCUCUGCACAGCCGCCGCCACCGGACGUUGCUGUCUAUAGGUCGGGGGCUCUUCAGUGGGGCGCGGUGCCUUGUCGCGGAGGGGGAGACGCACUUCGGGUUCCAGAAUGUGUCGGAGACGGAGAAAGGGGAGAAAGUUUACCAUGUAUUUGAAAGUGUGGCCAAGAAGUAUGAUAUAAUGAAUGAUUCAAUGAGUCUGGGGGUUCAUCGGCUCUGGAAAGAUAUCCUGCUGCAUCAAAUGAACCCUUACCCAGGAACUCAGCUGUUAGAUGUUGCUGGAGGGACAGGUGACAUCGCCUUUCGGUUUAUCAAUUAUGUUCGUUCCCAGUGGGAGCACCAGAUCAAACAGAAACUGAAAUCCCAUCAGAAUUUAUCAUGGCAGGAAAUCUCUAAGAGUUACCAGGAAGAGGAACUUAAAUUGCCAGGAGGUUCCCAAGUGGUGGUCUGUGACAUUAAUAAGGAAAUGCUAAAGGUUGGAAAGCAGAAAGCACAACAUCUUGGCUACUCUGAAGGCUUGUCCUGGGUGGUUGGGAAUGCUGAAGAGCUGCCCUUCAAUGACAACAAGUUUGAUGUUUACACAAUUGCCUUUGGAAUACGGAAUGUAACUCAUAUUGACCAGGCACUUCAGGAGGCAUAUCGUGUGCUGAAACCAGGAGGGAGAUUUCUGUGCCUGGAAUUUAGUCAAGUCAACAACCCCCUUAUUUCCAGGCUCUAUGAUUUGUACAGUUUCCAGGUUAUCCCUGUUCUGGGUGAGAUUAUUGCGGGAGAUUGGAAGUCCUACCAGUACCUUGUGGAAAGCAUCCGACGCUUUCCAGCCCAGGAAGAAUUCAAGGCAAUGGUUGAAGAUGCAGGUUUUCUGAAAGUGGAAUAUCGAAAUCUAUCAUCAGGCAUUGUAGCCAUUCACUCAGGUUUCAAACUGUGACCCUCCUACUUUACAAAGCUCUUGAAGGAUAAAGGGUAUUUCCCCUGAGGAAGCUAAAAGCUAUCCAACUCCAAAAACUUCACUGCCAAGAUAGACUGGGGGGAAAGACCUGGUCUCUCUGCAUAAGCUAAAGCUUCAGAUUUUGGGUUUCUGAAAAGCUGAAAUUAUGUUCUUACAACCAGGUCAGGAUCUGGAAUCCCUCUGCCAAUUAGGUAUUUAUGGAUCAAGUGAUUGCUUGAUGCCUGGCCUGUACUCACUCUGAACUGAUUACCACUUUCCCAAAACCUCAGACAGUGACUCAAGUAUUAAAUAUAUGUACUAACCAUGUUCAUCUUCUAAAGUACAGUGGUGAGGAUAUGGCAAAAAUCACAUUUAAGACUUAUGUAAGCUUGACAGCAUAUACUCCAUACACCAGUAAUAGAACUGAUGGAAGGUAAACAUGGACCAACUAGCCUUCAAACAAGAUAUCACCCUAUAUUGUAUUGAAGUAAUGACUCUAGUUCAGGGUGGGUAUGGACAUGACAAGUGUGUGUGACAUGUAGGAUUUGUGUAUUUAUUUUAAAGAUCUUAUUAAAUUUUAUAUAUCAAUCUUUCACUUUUGCGUGGAAAGUGUCACUGAUUCCUGAAGACUUAUCUGCAGAAGUAGCAAGUUACUGUUAAUGUAUUUCUUCAGUGAUGGGGACAAAGUUCUGAAAGAAUCUAUUCACUGUCCUCACUUUAACUGUUAUCCUGAAAUAGUGCUGUAAUUGUGAAAUACCCUACCCAUCACCUUGCACCCUGUCUUUGGAGAAAUCUUCCACUAGUUUACCUCUGUAUCCUGAGAAGACUGACAAGUUACCAAGAUCCAAGGAAACGUCUGCAGUAGUGAAUAUGAAAAAGCUAAAAAUAUUGUAUUAAAAUCUUAUGUCUUUAUUUACCCCUUAUUUGAGCUGCAUUCUGGUAGUUUGUUUAGUAAAGUUUAAAGUGAGUAAUUUAAUUCAGUUCUUACUAGCUGCCUGGAGGUUUAGUAAUCUGUGUUUCUAUACCAGAAUGAGAGUGUAGGACUGAAAUGUGGUAAGUACCAGAGGGGAAAAAUAGGCACAGCCUUGUCUAGCUCAGAAUGCAUAGUUGAUAGAAAAAAAUCAUAAUAAGCAGGCUUGAUACAUAAGUUAUUGUAACCUGCUGGUAGCUUGCAAACUAGUAAACAAUCACUGUAGUAGUAUAAAAUAUCUAUUAAAGAAGCUUGGAUGCAAUGUGACUUCAGAUGCCCUUAGAUGAAUCACAUUAAUCAACUCUUGGUGCAUCAUUUAUUGUAGGACUACCACUUAAUUCACUAAGUUAAGUGGUUCAUGGUACAGCAGGACACAAUCUGAUCAUUUGACAGACAGUGUCCUGAAUUCUAAACUACCUCAACUGGAAUCUAGAUCAGAGCCACAGGUAAGUAGAGAUUUUACUCUUCCACCUCCAAUAAAAAUAAAGGCAAGGUUUUCAAACAAGUAUUGAGUGAUUAAUUGUUCUACGGUUAUGAAUCUUGCUUAAGUGUUAAACAUGGAAGCAUAAGGUAAUUGAACAUUACUUCUAAUGCAGAAAAGCAUCAGAAAGCCUCAUCAUAGCUGAGUUGUACUAAGUGCUACUUCAAAUGGGAAGGUAGCAACUCUCCCUGCUGUAUCAAGACUUUUAAACCAAAGCGAUAUUAGCAGCUGAAAGCACUAUGCUGUCUGCCCCUUUUCCUGCCUUAGUACCAAAUGAGGCUGGCACACCUUCUCCAGAAGCUGCUGUAACUUUCAAGUUUAGAGCCACAGCACCAUGAUGGCUAAGGAGUCUUUGUACUGAAGCU
This is a messenger RNA of Trachemys scripta elegans, 2811 nucleotides long. RefSeq names its product coenzyme Q5, methyltransferase (gene COQ5). Bases 42 to 995 code for a protein of 317 amino acids. The record is from RefSeq and is a predicted model, not a curated record. The transcript has 7 exons. Gene Ontology annotation, biological process: ubiquinone biosynthetic process. Gene Ontology annotation, molecular function: methyltransferase activity. Lineage: Eukaryota; Metazoa; Chordata; Testudines; Emydidae.